GGGCCGCCCCGCCAUGGCGGCGCUGCGGGGCUCGGCGCGCCGGGGCUGGGUGCGCUGCCCGCAGCCCGCGGCCCUGGCGGCGGCCGCGGCCGUGGCCGUCUGCGCCUUCUACUACCUGGGCGGCGGCGGCGAGACCUUCUCCAGCGCCACCCGCCGCCUGCGCGCCACGCCGCCCGCCCCGGCCGGCCCGGGGCCCCGCGGGCUGCACCUCCUCUUCAUGUUCACCAAGGCGGAGCGCAGCCCCGCGCUCCGCGACAAGGCGCAGGCGGCGCUGCGCUCGCUGCUGCGGCACGGCCGCCUGGGCGCCGCCGAUGUGCUGCACCUCCACCUCGUCACCGAGGGCGCCAGCCGGGACAUCGGCCUCGGGCUGCUGCGGGACCUGCUGCGCGGCGCCGCCUUCCGCCACCAGGUAAUAGUCCACGAUGUGAAUGAGCUGACAGAAAAGCUGUUUCCCAUCGUUGAGGCCAUGCAGAGACACUUCAGCGCUGGAUCGGGGACCUACUACAGUGACUCCAUCUUCUUCCUGUCAGUUGCAAUGCAUCGCAUCAUGCCCAAAGAAAUAACACAGAUCAUCCAGGUAGACUUGGACUUGAAGUACAAGACCAACAUCCGAGACCUGUUUGAUGAGUUUGACAACUUCCCGGAGGGAGCAGUUGUUGGGAUUGCCAGGGAAAUGCAACCAGUGUACAGGCACACCUUCUGGCAGUAUCGCCGUGAGAACCCCCAAACCAAAGUGGGGGAGCCCCCUCCUGAUGGGCUGCCAGGCUUCAACAGUGGUGUCCUGCUCCUGAACCUGGAAGCCAUGAGGCAAUCCAAGCUCUACAACCAGCUGCUGGAGCCCACCAUGGUGCAGAAGCUGACGGAGAAGUACCACUUCAAGGGCCACCUUGGGGACCAGGAUUUCUUCACUAUGGUGGGGAUGGAGCACCCAGAGCUUUUCCAUGUGCUUGACUGCACGUGGAACCGGCAGCUUUGCACAUGGUGGAGGGAUCAUGGAUACAGCGACGUGUUUGACCAGUACUUCCAGUGUGAGGGGGAGGUCAAAAUUUACCAUGGGAACUGCAACACCCCAAUCCCUGAAGACUGAGGCACCCACUGGCCCCAGGAGCAGCUCUGACUGCAGCAAGACCUGCAAAGCCAUAGUGGCUGUGCUAACAGUCCCUCAGGAGGAGUGACCAGCUCUGAUCCAGCACAUCCUGGGGGGAUCUAGGGAUCCCAAGAGCAUUCAGUAUCCCACUGCCUGUAGCCUCACCCUCCAAGAGGAAGGGCAGUUCAGUUGUUGGAACGGGACAUCCAGAGCCACUUUGUCCAGGGCUCAGCUCCUGGCUCUAAAGUCCACGUUGCCCAUCUGUGCCUCAGCUGCUGGGGCAUGGGGACAGCUGAGGGGCCAUCAGAGACUGCUGCUUUUGCACUUGUCAGGGUCCAGCUCCCUGGGUGCUGCGCAGCUUUGCCUUGUCUGAUGGUCAGCAGGAGUCCCCAGCAGGCAGUUGGUUUCAUUUGUCAUUCCUCGGUGGCCCAUUUCUGCACCUCAUGCAGAGCAUUGGUCUGGUCCCUCUGGAGAGUAGACACUGUCCUCAGGUCAUCUUCCUUUUGAAGCAUUCCAGAAAGGCGAGAAGGCUUUAAAGACUGAAAAGCUGCUUUAAAUUGGGUUACUUACAAACAAAACUUGAAUGCUGGAUGAGCUUUAAAGCCUUUCAUUGGUUCUUCUUAGCAAUAAAAGCUUUACUGCCCUGUGUUGUCCUAGAAGUGUUCAGUGAGUGUGUAGCAAUAGGUUCAUUUUCCUGGCUUUGCCUUUAACCUUUCAUACGAGAAUAAAGCUGCAGAUGUCAGACA
Molecule: messenger RNA, 1833 nt
Organism: Corvus hawaiiensis (hawaiian crow)
Lineage: Eukaryota; Metazoa; Chordata; Aves; Passeriformes; Corvidae
Gene: XXYLT1
Product: xyloside xylosyltransferase 1
Exons: 4
Coding region: 14-1087 (357 amino acids)
Molecular function (GO): UDP-xylosyltransferase activity
Source: RefSeq, a predicted model, not a curated record